Acytostelium subglobosum LB1 is the source of this 1476-nucleotide messenger RNA. RefSeq lists its product as hypothetical. The record is from RefSeq and is a predicted model, not a curated record. Gene Ontology annotation, molecular function: mannosyl-oligosaccharide 1,2-alpha-mannosidase activity; calcium ion binding. NCBI's taxonomy places the organism in Eukaryota, Evosea, Eumycetozoa, Acytosteliales, Acytosteliaceae. The transcript is spliced from 4 exons. Gene Ontology annotation, cellular component: membrane; endoplasmic reticulum. Gene Ontology annotation, biological process: mannose trimming involved in glycoprotein ERAD pathway; carbohydrate metabolic process; endoplasmic reticulum mannose trimming. The coding region runs from base 1 to 1476 and encodes 491 amino acids.
AUGCACAUCAACAUACAGUUGAAAUUGAACGUGUCCAAUGUGCUGUUGUUGUUGUCGCUGUUGUUGAUACUGACAGCUAUCACUUCUGUCAGUGCUGUCAUUCACUAUCCGCCAUCUAACGAACUGAAACGAUUACUCAGAGAUGAUGUUAAAAGGAUGUUCUAUCAUGGAUAUGAUAGCUAUAUGAAGCAUAGCUUCCCAAUGGAUGAACUGAAACCUAUCUCAUGCAAGGGUUCCGAUACUUUUGGAAAAUAUGCAUUAACAUAUAUAGACUCAUUGGAUGCACUACUGAUACUUGGCAAUACGACAGAGUUUGAAAAGGGUGUACAAUGGACCAUUGACAAUAUACAGUUCAACAAAGACGUUAAUGUCUCUGUAUUCGAAACAAACAUUAGAGUGCUCGGUGGACUACUCUCUGCUCACUUGUUGGCCGAGGAGCAUAUGUCCACGUACACUGGUGGUCUGUUGCCACUGGCACUAGACUUGGGCGAGCGAAUCUUGGUGGCUUUCGACACACCAACUGGCAUACCAUACGGUGCCGUAAACCUGGCACGUGGAGUACUGCCUGGCGAAUCAAGUGUGACAUGCACAGCAGGCGCAGGAACCUUUGCACUGGAGUUUGGCAUACUCAGCAAGCUGACACAGCGACCAGAGUUUGAACGCGCUGCCAAGCGUGCUGCUAGAUCACUGUGGCGCUAUCGUUCAGAGAUCGACCUGCUUGGCAACCACCUGGAUUUGAUCACUGGCGCAUGGACAAUCACAGAGUCUGGUAUUGGCACUGGCAUCGACUCGUACUUUGAGUACUUGCUCAAAGCGGCCAUCUUCUUUGACGAUCAAGACUAUCUGGACAUCUUUGAGAAGGCGUAUAGAGCGAUCAUUAGACAUGUCAAGAAGGAGCAUUGGUACGUCGAGGUGCAGAUGAGCAAGGCCAAUAUAGUCUGGCCUAUUUACAACUCGUUGCAAUCGUUCUGGCCCGGUCUACAAGCACUGGCCGGUCAGUUUGAAGAUGCCUUUGGCACUGUUAAAGCAUUCCAUACAGUGUGGCGACGAUAUGGAUUCCUACCAGAGGGUUAUAACCUACUAUCGGGUGGUGUACAUCCAGGUCAACGAUCAUAUCCACUGCGCCCAGAGCUUGCAGAAUCACUAUACACUAUGUAUCAAAACAACAAGGACCCUUACUUUAUCAAGAUGGGUAGGGAUAUGGUUUGGACAUUAAGUAAUCAAACAAGAUGUGAAUGUGGACAUGCUAAUAUUGCAGAUGUAGAGACACAUGAACUCGAAGACAAGAUGGAGAGUUUCUUCUUGUCAGAGACAUGUAAAUACCUCUAUCUGUUGUUUGAUGAUAGUAACAUGUUCAUCAAUCAGUCAUAUGUGUUCAACACGGAGGGUCACAUAUUCCCAAUGCAAUAUCGAUUCAUUGCCAAGGACUCAUUGACCACCAGCAAUAUAAGGACCAAGUAUGAUGUGCCCAUCUAG